UGACACACACAGGAAGUGUCAGAGCUGAGAGAAACCGAAACUUAUAAUCAGUGUUGUGUCGGUGUCUAUCUGUCUGCGAGUGUGAGCUGUAAAAUGGCAGAAUCCAGUGUUUCUUUGGCUCAUAAUGAGUUCAGCUGUUCGGUGUGUCUGGAUCUCCUAAAGGAUCCAGUCUCCAUUCCCUGUGGACACAGUUACUGUAUGAGCUGCAUCACAGACUGCUGGAAUCAGGAGGAUCAGAAGAGAGUCUACAGCUGCCCUCAGUGCAGACAGACCUUCAGCCCCAGACCCGCUUUAGAAAACACCAUGCUGGCUGAGGUGGUGGAGAAACUGCAGAAGAGCAAACUACAAGCUGCUGGUCCUGCUCAGAGUCCCGCUGCAUCUGGAGAUGUGGAGUGUGACGUCUGUACUGGAGCCAAAAACAGAGCCGUCAAGUCCUGUCUGAUGUGUCUGAACUCUUACUGUCAGACUCAUUUUCAGCGCCAUCAAGAACUGAAUCCAGGAAAUCGACACAAAGUGACUGAAGCCACUCGACGACUGCAGGAGAUGAUCUGUCCUAAACAUGAGAAACUCCUGGAGAUCUUCUGCCGCACUGAUCACUGCUGUAUAUGUUAUCUGUGUAUGGUGGAUCAACACAAACACCAUGACACUGUUUCAGCUGCAGCAGAGAGAACUGAACAACAGAGUCGGCUGAGGGAAACCCAGAGCAGUUUCCAGCAGAGACUCCAGGAGAGACAGAAGGAGCUGGAGGAGCUGAGAGAGGCUGUGGAGUCUCACAAGCGCUCUGCACAGGCCGCAGUGGACCACACCGAGAGGAUCUUCACUCAGCUCAUCUGCUGGAUUGAGAGAAGCCGCUCGGAGCUCACGCAGAUGAUCAGAGAUGGAGAAAAGACUGCAGUGAGUGGAGCUGAAGAACGACUGGAGCGACUGGAGCAGGAGAUCAAUGAUCUGAGGAGGAGAAACGCUGAGCUGGAGCAGCUUUCACACACAGAAGAUCACAUCCAUUUCCUCCAGAGUUUCCAGUCUCUCUCUGUCCCUCCUGGAUCUACAGACUCAUCCAGCUUUAUUAGCAGCUCGCAGCUCGCUUUUGAUCAACUUGCUGAAUCUGUGUCUCGUCUGAGAGAUAAACUGCAGCAGUUCUGCACUGAGGAGAUGAAGACGAUAUCUACAAGAGUGAGCAGAAUUAGCUGGAUUACCACUCCUGAAACACAGACCCGUGAGCUGUUUCUCCAGUAUUCUCAACAGUUCACGUUGGAUCCAAACACAGUGAAUAAAAGUCUGGUUCUGUCUGAAGGAAACACAGUGGUGGAAAAUAAAGGUCCAGACCAGUCGUAUCCUGAUCAUCCAGACAGAUUUACUCAUUAUUAUCAGGUGUUGUGUAGAGAGAGUGUGUGUGGACGCUCUUACUGGGAGCUGGAGUGGAGCGGAUAUGAUGGUGUGGAAAUAUCAGUGUCAUAUAAGAGCAUCAGCAGGAAAGGUCCAAAAAAGGAGUGUGGAUUUGGACACAAUGAUCAGUCCUGGAGUUUGUCCUGCUCUGCUGAUAGUUUCUCACUCUGGCAUGAUAAUAUAAAGACUGAUCUCCCUAAACCCUCCGUCAGCUCCUCUAGAAUAGGAGUGUAUGUGGAUCACAGUGCAGGAACUCUGUCCUUCUACAGCGUCUCGGACACAACAAUGAGCCUCAUACACACACUCCACACCACAUUCACACACACACUCUAUCCUGGAUUUAGGGUUUAUAAGCAUUCAAAAGUGAAGCUCUGUGAUCUGACAGUGUACACUUAAAAAAAUAUUCAAAGAUCAUUCUUUGGAUUUACUCAAUUUUUUUAUGUUAAGUGGUUGUAAACAAUUUAUUUGGGCUGAAUUUAAACAAACAAAUUAAGUUAAACAUUGCUCAAUUUAAUUUAUUUGUUUAAAUUCAACACAAAUAAAUUGUUUGCAACAGUUUUGCAUGCAACACUUUUUCAGUGUAGAUGAUGCAGAUACUUCAUGUACAAUAAUGUGCAAAUAUUCUCCAAAUAUCAGUCAUGCUUUUUUUGUGAUGUUUAUAAUAAAUUCAAUUUAAUAAUUAA
This is a messenger RNA of Danio aesculapii, 2066 nucleotides long. Its product is annotated as tripartite motif-containing protein 16-like. Gene Ontology annotation, molecular function: zinc ion binding; protein binding. The record is from RefSeq and is a predicted model, not a curated record. NCBI's taxonomy places the organism in Eukaryota, Metazoa, Chordata, Actinopteri, Cypriniformes, Danionidae.